GGCAACACAUUUCUGUAAUUAUAAAACAUUAACAGAGAAAAGUGGUGAGAGUGAUGGCAGAGACUAGUGAGAGGAAGAAACCCCCCGUAAUAGAACCGCCGGACGACCUCCGUUGCCGCCGUACCGGCGGCCACACAUGGCGGUGCAAACACUGGCGGAUUCACGACCAGCCCUACUGCGAGGACCAUUUCCUUGCCUUACGAGCCAAUAAGAACAACAAAAAACCUAAGCCUCCUUCUACUUCUUCUGCUUCCGCUUCAGCGCAAAGAGACAAUGCGAAGAGGCUUCGAGAACGAGACGAAGAAGAAGCAACUGUUCCGGAGAAAGGCAAACACAAGAAGAAGCUGAAACUCGAAUCUCCGAAGGAGCAAGUGGAGCUAUUACUACUCGACAGGAAAGCCAGGAGCAGAGAGAAGAUCAAGCAAACGCUUAUGCGAUUGGAUGAAUGUCUCGAAAUCGACGACGAAAAACCGCUCAAAACGACGAAGACGAAGUCGUUUUCUUCUUCGUCCAAGUCCAACGCUGCGAAGCCAAAAAUCUCUGUUUCGGAGUCUGGGAUGUGUCACCAGUGCCAGAAGAGUGAUAGGACCGUCGCUCGCUGUCGGAAAUGUCGCAAGCGGUUUUGCGUUCCUUGCAUUCGGAGAUGGUAUCCACAAAUGACCAAGGAGGCAAUAGAAAAAUCUUGUCCAUAUUGUCAAGGCAAUUGUAAUUGCAAAUCAUGUUUACGUAGAAAAGAUGUAUAUGUGGAUUCUGGAGAUUUAGGAGUGCCUCAAAAUAAAGAUGAAAAGAUUCGACAUUUGAAGCAUUUGGUGCGAGCAUUGUAUCCUUUUCUGGAACAAUUUAAUCAUGAGCAGCAGUCGGAAAUGGAGAUGGAAGCAAAAACUAAAGGGUUAUUGCUUUCAGAUGUAGAAGUUAAGAAAAUUGUUUGUUCCAAAGAUGAACGUAUUUAUUGCAACAAUUGCAAAACCUCUAUUACUGAUUUUCAUAGGAGCUGCCCAAGUUGUUCAUAUGAUCUUUGCCUUACUUGUUGCCGGGAAAUUCGUUGCAAUUUCUUGUCAGGGGAAAUAGUUGAGCAGUGUGUUGUUGUUUCUAAUGCUCAUUCACAUGGUGGAGAGCCUUUAGAUCCGCACUCAUGCAAGAAAGAAUCGUCAGACAUUUGUCUUGAAUCGAGCUCUCUGAGACCAGAGCAUUUGUGGAAGGCUAUGAAAAAUGGUGCGAUCCCCUGUUCACCAAAGGAUAAUGGUGGUUGUGGAUAUGAAUAUCUUGAGCUGAAGUGCAUAUUUCCUCAAAAUUGGAUUUCAAAGUUAAGGGAAAAAGUGAAAAGAUUAAUCAAAGUACAUGGGCUAGAAGAUAAGCCCACAGUUUCUGCAUGGUGUAGUUCCUGCUUCAAAUCUCAUGAUGAAAUUGGCUCAAUCAAUGAGAAUUUGCGAAAAGCUGCCACUCGAGAAGGUUCAAGUGACAACUAUUUGUAUUGUCCUUCAGCUAGUGAUGUUAAAUAUGGGGAUCUUGAACAUUUUCAGGGUCACUGGAUUAAGGGAGAACCAGUUAUUGUUAGGAAUGCUCUUGAGUUAACCUCUGGCUUGAGCUGGGAGCCAAUGGUAAUGUGGCGUGCAAUGCGUGAAUUGACUUAUCAUGGUUCCAAGCAUUUGAAUGUGAAAGCAAUUGACUGCCUAGAUUGGUGUGAGGUUGAAAUAAAUAUCCAUCAAUUUUUCAAGGGAUACUCAGAGGGUCGUGCUCAUUGUGAUUCCUGGCCUGAGAUGCUCAAGCUCAAAGAUUGGCCUCCAUCUAAUCUAUUUGAGCAGAAGUUACCACGUCAUGGUAUUGAGUUUAUUAGUGCCUUACCCUACAAAGAGUAUACACAUCCUCGCACUGGUUUUCUUAACAUGGCCACAAAGCUACCUGAAAAGUCUUUGAAACCUGACUUGGGACCAAAGACAUAUAUAGCAUAUGGCUUUGCUGAUGAGCUUGGACAUGGAGAUUCUGUGGCCAAGCUUCAUUGUGACAUGUCAGAUGCGGUAAAUAUUUUGACACAUACUGAAGAUGUGACUUUCAGUUCUCAACAUCUUACCAAAAUAGAGAUGUUGAAACAAAAAUACGUUGCUGAUUCUGCAGUGAAGUGCAAAUCAACAUUAGAAGAAAAUAUUUCAGUGCAGGCUAAUGAUUUGUCAGUUCUUAAUUGGUCUUCCCUUAUCCAAAUGUCAAAAAUGGAAAAUGUUGGGCCCUGCAGAAAGCAUGCUACUGCUAAACCACCAAAUGAUAGCAUUCUUGAGAAAAAUGGCAAGGCUAUGGCUUCUGAUAGAGAAUUAAAUUCUUCUACAUCUGGAGUUGAAGUUCUAGUAGGUGUUAAUGCUCCAGUGUUGCAUGAAAAUAUCAGCUUAAAUUCUUCAAGUGCUUUAACUGCUAAUCAUGCGGAAAGUCUUAUGAAGGAAGAUGAGAUGGAUCUUAGUAAGUGUGAUGUUAACAUGGUGGAUGUGGAAGCUAAGGAGAAAUGGAGCAGCCCUAAGGAUAUUAAAGUUGGAGAUGGUAAGGAAGAUUUUAUCUCUUCACUUUGUAUAAUAAGAAAUGAUGAAGUGCAGGAUGACAUUGUUAAUGAAAUAGGAGGAAAUUCAGGAAUUUCAUUUGAAAUUGAAAAUGGUGAAAUGAUAAACUCUGAAGAAAGGAAUGCAAUUAUUGAGAGGGAAAUUGUUGUCAAAUCAUCGCAUGAUUUAGAUUUGAAGUCAGAAUUAAAUGCCUUGAGUAGCAAGUUACAAAUUGGAAAAAAGGAUUGGAAGGAGGAAAAUGUCGAGGAAGUGAAAAAAUCUAACACUGUUUCCUCUGUUGUGCAUACUUCAAUGAAUGAGGCGCCGCAGCAGGAUGCUGGAUAUAUUAGUCAACCUGUGGACUCUGGAAAUAUGGAUAGAGGACAAGAAUUUGCCAAGGGAGGUGCUGUCUGGGAUAUUUUUCGGAGGCAAGAUGUGCACAGGCUUGAGGAAUACCUUAAGAAGUAUUGUAGGGAAUUCAGGCAUCUCCAUUGUUCUCAAGUGGAGAAGGUUUUUCACCCCAUUCAUGAUCAAGUUUUUUAUCUGACUUCUUAUCAUAAAAGUAAGCUCAAGGAAGAAUUUGGAGUUGAACCUUGGACUUUUAUACAAAACCUUGGUGAGGCUGUUUUUAUACCUGCCGGGUGUCCCCAUCAAGUUAGAAACUUAAAGUCGUGCAUUAAGGUUGCUCUAGAUUUUGUCUCUCCUGAAAAUAUUCAAGAGUGUAUUCGUCUGACUGAGGAAUUUCGUUCUCUUCCCAAAAACCAUAAAGCAAAGGAAGACAAACUUGGGGUGAAGAAAAUGUGUCUCUAUGCAUUACGCAAGGCUGCAGACGAUUUGGAGAAGCUUGAAGGAUAAGUAGAGUAGCAAUGAACAUGUAAUUCAGCAGUACAUGUACAUAACCAGGUCGAUAUCUACUUGCAAUUUGAUUAUUAAACUUUGAACUUGUUAAGUCGGGGUUCCGAACACGAAGAAAUGAAUGUUAAGUAAAUGGUUUAUUUUCUCUC
Molecule: messenger RNA, 3523 nt
Organism: Glycine soja
Lineage: Eukaryota; Viridiplantae; Streptophyta; Magnoliopsida; Fabales; Fabaceae
Product: lysine-specific demethylase JMJ25-like
Exons: 11
Coding region: 54-3374 (1106 amino acids)
Biological process (GO): regulation of transcription by RNA polymerase II
Cellular component (GO): chromatin; histone deacetylase complex
Molecular function (GO): histone H3K9 demethylase activity; transcription coregulator activity; chromatin DNA binding
Source: RefSeq, a predicted model, not a curated record